This is a messenger RNA of Penicillium cataractarum, 501 nucleotides long. RefSeq names its product DUF3237 domain-containing protein. The record is from RefSeq and is a predicted model, not a curated record. NCBI's taxonomy places the organism in Eukaryota, Fungi, Ascomycota, Eurotiomycetes, Eurotiales, Aspergillaceae. The coding region runs from base 1 to 501 and encodes 166 amino acids. The transcript has a single exon.
AUGUCUACUCCCUGUCCUCCUCUAGAGCUUGUCUUCACCUUGCAAGUCGACCUAGCCCCUCCCCUGGAUUAUGGAUCUACGGCCACUGGCGACAAGCGCUUUAUUCCCAUCACCGGCGGAAAAGUGGCUGGACCCAAAUUUGAAGGAAAGAUUCUGCCCAACACUGGCGGAGACUGGAACACAGUACGCUCAGAUGGAGUUGUACACCUUUACGCACGUUAUACCAUUCAAGCCGAAGAUGGCACGCUCAUCGGCAUUUUGAAUGAAGGAUAUGGAAGAGCCAGUCAAGAGAUUAUGAAGGUUGUGUUCGAGGAUACGGAUCCGGCCAAGGCGUCUAUGGCUAAUGGUGGCGCUGAUUGGUAUACGCGUACUUCCCCACGGUUCGAGGUGGAUGUCGGAAACGAAAAGCACGGUUGGCUGGCCAAGUCUGUCUUUCUUGGUAAUUUGAAGCCACCACAACGCCCGGGAUACGUGGAGAUUGAUGUAUAUGAGGUUUUGUAA